AUGGGCAAGACAACCCUUGCUCAGCUAGUUUACAACAAUGAGAAGGUGGUGAAGCAUUUUGGUGAUCAAAGGAUGUGGAUUUGUGUUUCUAAUGAUUUCAUAGUUCCAAAGCUAUUAAAUCAGAUGGUACAAUCUCUUACUGGGGACAAGUCUGACAUAGAUAAUAUUGAAGGAAUAGUGAGAAAGCUUGCAGCAAAACUAAAUGGAAAAAAGUAUUUGCUUGUACUAGACGAUGUUUGGAAUGAAAAUCCAGACAAAUGGGAGUGCAUGAGAAAUUCUUUGGUAGGGAUAGGUGGAUCCAAGGGAAGUAAAAUUAUAUCUACAACCAGGAGUAUGCACGUGGUAUCUACCAUGAGGACAUCUCCAUCUCUCACUCAUCAUUUGAACCAGCUAUCAGAAAAUGAAAGUUGGACCAUGUUUUGGAAAAGAGCAUUUGCAAAUGGAGGACCAACAGAGACCUCAAACUUGGUGGCUAUUGGUAGAAAAAUGGUGGAAAAGUGUAAGGGUGUACCAUUGGCAAUAAAGUCACUAGGAGAUUUCAACAUUCAAAAAGAUAAGUCGAUUCAGCUUUGGAUGGCUCAAGGAUAUCUCCAGCCUUCUUCAGGAAGCAAUUUGGAAAUGAAAGAUGUUGGUAAUAAUUAUUUUAAUAUUUUGUUGCAUAAUUCUUUAUUUCAAGACAUUAACUUGGAUGUGCACAAUAAUAUUAUCAGUUGCAAAAUGCAUGAUCUUGUGCAUGAUUUGGCACUAGAUGUCUCAAAGGGUAACUGUUUGGCUUUGGCUUCGACUGCUAGUGAGGCGAAUUACCAUCCUGAGGUUCAACAUCUAUCAUUUACUUUAAUGGGAAAUGUAAGUUUUGAAAUUUCGAAAGAAAAUGUUGGGAAACUGAGGACACUAUUUUCAGAAGUAAGUCUCCCUAAAAACAUUUAUGAAUUCGAAUGUACACGUGCCCUGAAUUUGGAAAAUGUGAGAGAGUUUCCAGAUUCCAUAUGUAAGUUCAUACAAUUGCAAACACUGAGAGUUCCUUUUAUCUUAAAAAAGCUUCCAGAAAAGUUCUAUGAGUUGGUUAGAUUGAGACAUUUUUGUUUUCAUGAGACAAUAAUGAACAGGGAAUUGAUGCCUAUGACGAUAGGGAAGUUGACUUCUUUGCAGACAUUACCAUUCUUUGUUGUGGGUGAGGAUAAGGGCCAUAAAAUUGAAGAGCUGGGUAGCUUAAGGAAACUAAGAGGUGAAUUAAUGAUUUACAAUCUCAAACAAGUGAAAGGCAAGAAAGAUGCAGAAAAGGUUAAGAUCGACAGUCCUUCAACUGCAGAAGACACUACUAGCAUUAACCACAAGGAUGUGUUGGAAGGACUUAAACCUCACGGGAACCUUAGGGGUUUAAAACUCCAGAAUUUUGAAGGAAAAAGUUUUGCAUCAUGGAUGAUGAGUAGUAGAGAUGCGCAGUUGCUUCAAAAUUUGGUUAAGAUAGAAUUAUCCAAGUGCACGAGAUGUGAACAAGUCCCACCACUUGGACACCUUCCGCAUCUUGAGGUUAUCAGAAUGUCUGGAUUAAGUAAUUUGAAAUGUAUUGGUCCUGAAUUCUAUGGUUGUCACAGUGUUGUCAAUCAUCAUCAAUGUAAUGAUGGCAUCAUCACUGGUAGCUAUAGUGGGGCAAUAACAACAGCAACCGAAAAAGCUAUGGCUAUUGUAUUUCCAGCACUAAGAGAACUUCAUCUAAAAGAUAUGCCGAACAUAGAAGAAUGGUGUGUGCUUGGGGUAUCAUCAUUGUCAUCAGACACCACGAUGUUCUUUCCUCUGCUUGAGUUUGUACACAUUAGUGGUUGCACUGAGUUGACUAUAAUUCCAGGUGACUUGUUAUCCUUACAGGAAUUGAUUUGCAACGACAAAUUGGAUACGCGCCACCCUUACUUGAGAAUAGAGGUAUCUAGGGGUUCGAGAAUAGAGGUAUCUAGGGGUUGGAAAUGGAAGAUUGGUGUUUUACUGAAACUGAAGAAGAAGAAGAAGAAAAAGAAGAAGAAGAAGAAGCGUCCAAUUGCAGCGGCUUCAGAUUUCAUGCCUUCCACCACCGUAAGUGCUGCAUCUGCUACUGUUACUGUAGAGGAGGAGGUUGAUGAUGAUGAUACCAAAUAUCACCUAAACCCCAAACACUACCCCUUCAUCUUCUUGGUGUCUUUGACACUAUUUGGCUGGGAAAGGCCCAAGUAUCUGCCUGAUCAACUUCAGCACCUCACUACCUUUAGAGACUUUUCACUUCAACAUUUUUGUGGACUGGAAGCUCUGCCGGAGUGGCUGGCUAACCUUUCAUCUCUUCAUUCUUUGGAGCUUUUUGAUUGCAAGAAUCUGAUGUAUCUUCCCACCAUGGAAGCAAUGUAA
This is a messenger RNA of Camellia sinensis, 2373 nucleotides long. The record is from RefSeq and is a predicted model, not a curated record. Lineage: Eukaryota; Viridiplantae; Streptophyta; Magnoliopsida; Ericales; Theaceae.